Saccostrea echinata is the source of this 900-nucleotide messenger RNA. RefSeq lists its product as uncharacterized. The record is from RefSeq and is a predicted model, not a curated record. NCBI's taxonomy places the organism in Eukaryota, Metazoa, Mollusca, Bivalvia, Ostreida, Ostreidae. The transcript is spliced from 2 exons. Bases 1 to 900 code for a protein of 299 amino acids.
AUGCUGGACAAUUUAAACAAGGAAACUACACUGGUAACAGUAAGGACUCAGGUUUGUAAUCGGCCUUCUCACGAACUUAGCGAUGAUGAAUCUGAUGAAGAGAAUUCAGAUAAGUCGGAUGCCGAUGACGCACUCAAUUUCCUUAUUGAGGGAGACGAUAGUUUUCAUGGUUCAUCAGAUGAUGAUGAAGUCUCUGCUCUUAAUGAACUGUCAGAAUUUUUCGGUGAUGAAGACAAGACAAGCGAGCCGCUAAGUUCUGAACUGGCAAAGAUAAUGGAGAAAAUGUUCAUGACCAAAACUAACUCGGAGAAAAUUAAAGAAAUCUCCAACAAGUAUGAUAGGCCAAAAAACAUUAACAAUGUUUCUGCACCAAAAGUCAACAAAGUCAUAUGGGAAAACAUGUCAUCCAAAAACAGAGCAAGUGACAUUAAAUUACAGACUACCCAGAAUCUUGUAGGAAAAGCCAUGAUUCCGACAUUGAGACUGUUUGAUAUGCUCAUUAAUUGCAACUCGAAAAAAGGGUUGGUUGAUGUUAAGAAGGCAAAACAGCUGUGUAGUGACAUCUUGAAGUUUCAGAAAUGUGUUUUCCAUAACUUGUCUUACAAGAGGCGGGAACAAAUUAUCCAGCCUGAGAAAAACAAACAGUUUGUUAGUUUAUGUUCCGCAGAGAGCUCUUCAGAAAAUUUAUUUGGAGACGACUUGGGCAGUCAAGUGAAGAAUGUUAUAGAGGCAAAGAAACUUGCGCAAAAGAUAUCGAACAAAGAUUAUGGUGGGAAAUACAGGAUCCCCAAAUUCUCCAAUAGCUACGAGAAGAAGCUAAGGCAUAGGACCGGAAAGAGCAAUUUUUUGGCCAAACAGUUCAGUUUCAGCAAGAAAAAGAAGGGGGAGUCAAAUCAGUAG